This is a messenger RNA of Sphaeramia orbicularis (orbiculate cardinalfish), 1751 nucleotides long. RefSeq names its product proteasome 26S subunit, non-ATPase 12 (gene psmd12). Gene Ontology annotation, cellular component: proteasome regulatory particle, lid subcomplex; cytoplasm. The record is from RefSeq and is a predicted model, not a curated record. NCBI's taxonomy places the organism in Eukaryota, Metazoa, Chordata, Actinopteri, Kurtiformes, Apogonidae. The transcript is spliced from 11 exons. Bases 101 to 1471 code for a protein of 456 amino acids.
CUACCCCUUCGUUCAUUUGACAAGCAAAAUAGUACGAAGCCAAGUUAGCUCGUAAGAAAAGAAAAGCUCCGUGCAGUAGCUUCAUCCGUAGACCACAAACAUGUCUGAGGAGCGAUCUGAACGUUCCGAUGGAAGGAUUGUAAAGAUGGAGAUCGACUACAGUUCAACUGUAGACCAACGUCUCCCUGAAUGCGAGAAAAUGGCUAAAGAGGGCAAGCUACAAGAGGCCGUUGAGAGCUUGUUGUCCCUGGAGAAGCAAACCAGAACGGCAUCAGACAUGGUUUCCACCUCCAGAAUUCUUGUGGCUGUGGUCCAGAUGUGUUAUGAAGCCAAAGACUGGGAUGCCCUGAAUGAAAACAUCAUGUUGCUCUCCAAAAGAAGGAGUCAACUCAAACAGGCUGUUGCCAAGAUGGUACAGGAAUGUUACAAGUAUGUGGAUGCUGUGACGGAUCUGACUAUCAAGCUGAGACUCAUUGACACACUUCGCACUGUGACUGCUGGCAAGAUCUAUGUAGAGAUUGAGCGUGCCAGGCUGACAAAGACGUUGGCGGGUAUCAAGGAGCAGAGUGGAGAGGUCAAAGAGGCAGCUUCUAUCCUCCAGGAGUUGCAGGUGGAAACCUACGGCUCUAUGGAGAAAAAGGAGAAAGUGGAAUUUAUCUUGGAACAAAUGAGGCUUUGCAUCGCUGUUAAGGAUUAUAUUCGCACCCAGAUCAUCAGCAAGAAGAUAAACACCAAAUUCUUCCAAGAGGAAGGCAGUGAGGAGUUGAAGCUGAAAUACUACAACCUGAUGAUUCAGGUUGACCAGCAUGAGGGCUCCUACCUGUCAAUCUGCAAACACUACCGUGCCAUCUAUGACACCCCGUGCAUCUUAGAGGACAGCAGCAAGUGGCAGCAGGCUCUCAAGAGUGUAGUGCUCUAUGUGAUUCUCUCUCCAUAUGACAAUGAGCAGUCCGACCUUGUGCACAGAAUCAGUGCAGACAAGAAAUUGGAAGAAAUCCCUAAAUACAAGGACCUCCUGAAGCAGUUCACUACUAUGGAGCUGAUGCGCUGGGCCUCCCUAGUGGAGGAUUAUGGGAAGGAGCUGAGAGAGGGCUCACCUGAUAGCCCUGCUACAGAUGUUUUCUCUUAUUCAGAGGAGGGGGAGAAAAGGUGGAAGGACCUGAAGAACAGAGUAGUGGAGCAUAACAUCAGAAUAAUGGCCAAAUAUUACACCAGAAUCACAAUGAAGAGGAUGGCAGGACUCCUUGACCUCUCUAUCGAUGAAUCAGAGGAGUUCCUCUCCAGCCUAGUUGUAAACAAGACCAUUUAUGCCAAGGUUGACCGGCUGGCUGGCAUCAUCAACUUUCAGAGGCCCAAAGACCCCAACGAUCUGCUCAAUGACUGGUCGCACAAACUCAACUCUCUGAUGUCUCUGGUCAACAAGACUACACACCUGAUUGCCAAGGAGGAGAUGAUUCACAACCUGCAGUGAAAUGGGAAUAGCGGGGAUUAUUUUAUGUCUCGGUUCAUAUUUGUUUGUUUUCUUUCCUUCUGUGGAAAUGUUUUUGAAUUUACAGUAUCUGCUAAACUGUAUGCAGUGUCUUUCCACUGACGUAACUGGAGAGAAACUUCAGGAUACACACAGAAUCGCAUCUAUGUUCAUUUUUUUUACUGUUCAGUAAACAUUAACAAUAAAUACAUAUACACCUCAGUGUCAGUGAAGCUUGAAUGACUUUGUUCCUUCUUCUCCAAUAAAGUUUGAGACUUAUUUG